This is a messenger RNA of Acanthopagrus latus (yellowfin seabream), 1085 nucleotides long. It is a transcript of the gene hmox1a, whose product is annotated as heme oxygenase 1a. The transcript is spliced from 6 exons. Gene Ontology annotation, molecular function: heme oxygenase (decyclizing) activity; heme binding. Gene Ontology annotation, biological process: response to oxidative stress; heme oxidation; heme catabolic process. Lineage: Eukaryota; Metazoa; Chordata; Actinopteri; Spariformes; Sparidae. The coding region runs from base 120 to 920 and encodes 266 amino acids. The record is from RefSeq and is a predicted model, not a curated record.
GUAUAAAAGAGUCAGGACGGAGCUGAGAGGCCACAGCAGAGCCUUAACUCAGCCGAGUGACGACCGCCAGAGGACCGAUCAGCAUAAAGACUGCAGUUCAUCACAGUCAGGUGGAGACCAUGAAGAGUGCCAGGAAGAAUGACACAGGAGACGUUGGCAGUGAUCUAUCAGAGCAGAUCAAAGCAGCCACGAAGGACAACCACGUCCGAGCUGAGAACACACAGCUGAUGCUGAGCUACCAGAAGGGCCAGAUCACUCUGCCACAGUACAAGGUCCUGUUGUGCUCCCUCUAUGAGAUCUACAAGGUGCUGGAGGAGGAGCUGGACAGGAAUUCCUCCCAUCCAGCCGUUGCACCAAUAUACUUCCCUCAGGAACUCGCCCGCCUGGAGUCCCUGGAGAGAGACCUGGAGCAUUUCUUUGGUUCAGACUGGAGGAAGAGGGUGAUCGUCCCUGCAGCCACACACAGAUAUGAACAGAGACUACGCAAGAUUGGCAGAGAGAGCCCGGAGCUGCUGGUGGCCCACGCCUACACCCGUUAUCUGGGCGAUCUAUCCGGAGGUCAGGUGCUGGGGAAGAUUACCCAGAAAUCUCUGGGGCUGAGCAGCAAAGAGGGGCUUUCCUUUUUCUCCUUCCCCGGCGUGAGCAGCCCCAACCGCUUCAAGCAGCUGUACCGGAGCAGGAUGAACAGCAUCGAGCUGACGGAGGAGCAGAGGAAGGCGGCGCUGCAGGAGGCCGUGGACGCCUUCGAGCUCAACAUCCAGGUUUUUGAUGACUUGCAGAAAAUGUUGAGCAUCACAGCACAGCCGGCCGACCAGUCGGAGAGCAAAACGUCCGUGUUCCCGUCCUUGCCCAUCAUGCAUUUCACCGUGGGACUGUGCGUCGCCCUGACCACCCUUGGCGUGGGGAUGUACGCCCUGUAGGAUUUUAUCACCGGCACCUGCAAUCGAUCCGCACUAGCAGCACUUUACUGAUCGCCUGACGCAACAGAUGAAAUCAAGACUAAAUGUUUGAUCACAGCUGACACAGUGAUUCUCUUGACUUGUUGUAAUUUGUAUGAACUUCAUUAAACGACGCUACACUGUGAA